AUAAUAUGAGAGAAAUAGAACAAGCUGUUAAAGCAUUUAAACAGUUACAUAAACUUGAUCCAUGUAGAUUGGAGAAUAUGGAUAUUUACUCCAACCUGUUAUAUGUUAAGGAAAUGGGAGGUGAUUUAGCUGAUUUAGCUCAUCAUAGUUGUGAGAUUGAUAAAUACAGAGUUGAGACUUGUUGUGUUAUAGGAAAUUAUUAUUCGUUACGAGGACAACAUGAGAAGGCUGUUUUAUAUUUUCAAAGAGCGUUAAAAUUAAAUCCACAUUAUUUAUCAUCGUGGACGUUAAUGGGACAUGAAUAUAUGGAGAUGAAGAACACAUCAGCAGCUAUACAGGCAUAUAGACAAGCAAUAGAAGUCAACAAGAGAGAUUAUAGAGCAUGGUAUGGACUCGGACAGACCUACGAGAUUUUAAAAAUGCCAACUUAUUCAUUAUAUUACUAUAUGAGAGCUCAGCAAUUACGACCGAAUGAUUCAAGGAUGGUCGUAGCUUUAGGUGAAUGUUACGAGAAGUUAGAAAGAUUGGUCGAGGCCAAGAAAUGUUUUUGGAAAGCUCACAGCGUCGGUGAUGUGGAAGGAAUGGCGUUACUGAAACUAGCCAAAUUAUAUGAAAGAUUACAAGAAGAUGAUCAGGCCGCGUCAGCGUAUAUGGAAUAUAUUAGUAAGAUGGAAACACAAGGGUUCGCGAAAUUUGAAGAACAGGGUCAAGCGUAUAAAUAUUUAGCCAAUUAUUAUUUAUCACGUAAACAGUGGGACGAAGCCUACGCGGCCGCACAGAAAUGUGUGGAGUUCCUAGAGACAAGAGAAGAAGCGAAAGCGAUAUUAAAGACGAUACAAACAGAACGUGGUAUAACAGAGUCUAAUAUACAUGUUGAUAUGGAUGCUAGUACUGGAUCUAUCACCAUGGAGAGACAUCCAUUAGUACCAAGUGAUACCCCAUUAGGACGGAUUACACCAACGGCUUUACGUUUUACACCGUGAUAUCUUUAUAAUAAACAUAAUAUACUAUUCAAAAAAAGUAGGGG
This is a messenger RNA of Patella vulgata (common limpet), 1027 nucleotides long. RefSeq names its product cell division cycle protein 23 homolog. The record is from RefSeq and is a predicted model, not a curated record. The transcript has 10 exons. Gene Ontology annotation, molecular function: protein binding. Bases 6 to 983 code for a protein of 325 amino acids. Gene Ontology annotation, biological process: cell division. Lineage: Eukaryota; Metazoa; Mollusca; Gastropoda; Patellidae.